CAGAGAUUCAGAGGCUGCGACUCAGACUCUUCAUCCUGGAGGCACUUUGGUCAGGAAUGGCACGGUUUUCUAGAGACAGAGUGCGUUGGGGACGGUCACAGUCAUGAGGACACCAGCCGAGGAUAGACAGCGACAGAGACAGAAAUAGGAAGAAGGAGGAGAUGAUUUCAUCUCCGUCCUCAGGGACAGAUCUCACAUCGACGAGACGCUGAGGCUUGCAACGGAGGAAAAGGCAGGAGACUAUGCAGCGGCUCUAGAGCGAUUGCGGAAGAUCUACCACACGUCCAUCCGGCCGAUGGAGCAAGCCUACAAGUACAACGAGCUGAGGCAGCACGAGAUCUCAGCCUACCCCGGACGAACCCUGGGGGACUCAUCCACAGAUGGAGAGAUUACCUCCAAGCCCAUGGUGCUUUUCCUGGGGCCCUGGAGUGUAGGAAAGUCCUCUAUGAUCAACUACCUCCUGGGCAUGAACGACAGCCCCUACCAGCUCUACACAGGAGCGGAGCCCACUACCUCUGAGUUCACUGUAAUUAUGCACGGAGAGAAGAUACGCUCCGUUGAGGGUAUCGUCAUGGCAGCAGACAGCUCCCGGUCCUUCUCUCCCUUGGAGAAAUUUGGCCAAACCUUCCUGGAAAAACUGAUCGGGAUUGAAAUGCCCCACAAGCUCCUGGAACGUGUGACUUUUGUGGACACACCAGGAAUCAUCGAGAACAGGAAACAGCAGGAGAGAGGCUAUCCCUUCAACGACGUUUGCCAGUGGUUCAUUGACCGCGCUGACCUGAUCUUCGUGGUGUUUGACCCCACCAAGCUGGACGUUGGCCUGGAGCUGGAGAUGCUCUUCCGGCAGUUAAAGGGUCGUGAAUCACAGAUCCGCAUCAUCCUCAACAAGGCCGACAACUUGGCUACCCAGGACUUAAUGAGAGUCUACGGAGCGCUCUUUUGGAGCUUGGCUCCCCUCAUCAAUGUGACCGAACCCCCUCGCGUCUACGUCAGCUCCUUCUGGCCAUAUGACUAUGCACCUGAUACCAGCCGAGAGCUCUUCAAGCGAGAAGAGAUCUCCCUCCUGGAAGACCUGAACCAGGUGAUUGAAAACCGCAUGGAGAACAAAAUUGCCUUCAUCCGCCAGCAUGGCAUCCGCGUUCGCAUCCACGGCCUGCUGGUCGACCGCUACGUCCAGACCUUUAAAGAGAAGAUGAGCUACUUCAGUGACCCUGAGCUAGUCUUCAAGGAGAUUGUGGACGACCCAGACAAGUUCUACAUUUUCAAAUCCAUCCUCGCCAAGACCAACGUCAGCAAGUUUGACCUGCCCAACCGCGACGCCUACCGUGACUUCUUUGGCGUCAACCCGAUCACCAACUUCAAGCCCUUGACGGCUCAAUGCUCCUACAUGGGGGGCUGUCUGCUGGAGAAGAUUGAGAGGGCAAUCACCAAUGAGCUGCCUGCCCUCCUUAGCAGCAUUAACUCUGGGAAGCAGCCGGGCCUGUCCUCCUGCGAGGCAACUGGCUGCGGUGAAAAGCCAAAGAAUCGCUACCGGAAGAACUGAGGAAACCAAAAUAACUUGAGUGGGGAAAGAAAGAAGAGAAGGGGCCUGGUGGAAGCCAACCCUGCUUCUGUCAGGGCGCCUGUAUUGUUGAGGAGACGGAGAAUAGCGUGUGUUUGUUUUUUUUCCUCAGGAGAAUAUGGGGAGGUGCAUUUAGGGACUAUGGGAAGGAGGCAGGUAGAGGGAGGGGAGGGUCAUUGUUUGAUGAGGCAGCUUAAGGACACAAGUGCUGAAGAAAUGAGAACAUACCACUGAUCACUGAAUUUUGAUGUGCUCCUGUCUCCCUUGCACAAUCACGUUGGACUGUCUGGGAUUUGGUGCUUGGGGAAGUAACUAUGUGAACAAAUGCUGAAAUUAAAAAAGUAAGAUCAAAUAAAAAAUUGAGAUGAGAUUGAAAACAGUAAAAAUACCAGCUCCCUUGUAUGUGAAUAAAACGGGAAAAAGUAGAAUCAGGACUUGUUCAUUUGUGCUAUGAAAUCUUGAGAAUUGCAUCGCAGAGAGUAAAUUCCAUGCCCCACAGAAGCAGAUUUUGAAGUAGCCUUUUUGUGGGUGCUGUACAAAGCCUUUGUGUUUGUCAUCCAAACGUUUGCUUUUGACAUAGAUUGACUUUAACAUUGCAUGUCAGAUUGAUUUAACAGAUACUUGCAUGCCCUGCUAAUAUAAAGUUUAAGUAAUAUUUCCUUGUGCAACUGAAACAUGAACCAACCCGCAGUGCAAAAAAUAAGGCCUGUUUUCCCUUUUGGUUUUUUUUGCUCACCUGUCCUGGUUGUUGUCAAUCGAUGAAAUGAGCACUGUGAUGGAAGCAGAGGUCAGGUUGAAGGGUCAGACUCUUCGGAGCGGGGUGGGUACAUUCAUUCUUCUUAACUGUUCUUACUGCUUCUGUCCUGGUCUAUAUGGCUGUUUUUGGCAGAAAUGUAAUACUAUGUUAUCAUGUUCAAACAAUAAGCUUUUUUUUUUUAGUUGAACGACCAUAAAAAAUACCACAUGAAGAAUGUGUUAGAUUAUAACUAUCUUUAGCCAUUUCUCCUGCUAUUUAGUGAUUUGUAUGUGAAAACUAUCAAUAUGGGCAUCGAUGCAGGCUGUGUGUUUGUACUGAACAUCGACCGCUAAGUUAAGCUUCCCCUGCAAGGUAAAGUGGAGGACUCACGUGUUGACCUCUAACCCCUGCGGAAUAAAGGAAUAACUGGAUACAGACUUUUACACAGUGAUACAUUUCGUAGCUGCCAAGUCAUAUGUAAGCCUACCUCAAUGAACUCCCCAGAGGGAGGGUUGAGUUGCUUAAAAUAGUUUGACAUUUUGGAGAGGCGUCACUAUUCCGACGCUGGGCUAUUUCUUGGGGAGUUACCGUGUGUGAAAGUUGUGCCAGUCUGCCAGAAUGUCAAACAAUCCCCAAUGGACGGAGAAGCGGUAGUCGUAGGUUUCCGAAAGGUUAACUGAUCAACUUCCGGUUCCCUUCUGCGUCCUCCCUCAACAAUACCAUCGUGAAAAGCGUUAAUCCAACUAAAAUUUGAAAUGCAGUGGAUUGAGAAGGAAAGUCGACUAACAAAUUGACACAAAGCUUAAUUUGCUCUGUUUAUUUGAGUGUGAGUGCUCCACUGGAUUUUAGUAUGUUUACACUGCAGAUCCUGAAGAUGACCACUAGAGAGUGCUGUGUAAAAGUGUAAAAAGUUACACACAACACUGUUCGCCAUCAUUGCAACCAUUUAAAGUGAUUGGGUGAUGCCGUUUGCUAAAUAUGUUGUGUGAUUAUGAUUUUGAUAUAUUUCAGCAUUAAUUCAGCAUUAAAUCUUAAUGAAUCUGUGAAUUAUAUCUGGAAUGGAAUUGUGUCAAGUAGUUGUGGAUUCAUUGGUAUAAUAUUUAAAACUAAUCUUGGUGCAACUUUGGAAGCGCAACCACAAAGAAUAAAGAUUUCUGAUUGA
Molecule: messenger RNA, 3459 nt
Organism: Gasterosteus aculeatus aculeatus (three-spined stickleback)
Lineage: Eukaryota; Metazoa; Chordata; Actinopteri; Perciformes; Gasterosteidae
Source: RefSeq, a predicted model, not a curated record